CCCCCUGCGCUUUGAAUGCUAGCUGGUCAUACACUACGUCAUACGGAAGCGACAGGUCGUAGGAAAAUUACGUCAGCGUGGUGGAGAGGGAAAAUGGCUGCGUCGGCUUGGCUGCAUGGCUCAGCUGCGAUGCGACUAACUGAGGGUUUGGUGCUGCUCAUGAAGGAGCAGCGUCCGGAGUUUCUGCCCGAGGUGUUGGCCAACUACAGAGAACAUGGCGUGCUGUCCUCGCAGAGCGCGAGUGAUGCGGCGGGUCUCGUGGGUCUCUGCAAUGGUAAACUGAGCUCGAGCAAGACCAGGCUCGAAGGACUCUGCCUGCUCUCCAUGCUGGUUAAAGACAGCUCCAGCGAUCUGUUCCAGCAGCACUGUCUGUCCUGGCUGCGCUCUCUGCAGCAGGUCGUACAGUCCCAGGCUCCGGUCCAGACCAUCCAGCUGGCUGUGAACGUUCUGAAGGACCUGCUGCAGUACUCAUGUCAGCUCCCAGAGCUUGCCCGAGAGGUUGGACUCAACUCCAUCCUCGGCAUCUUGACGUCUCUUCUAGGCCUCAAAACGGAGUGUGAACUCUCGGCCAUGGAAGGGAUGAAGGCCUGCAUGGUUUACUACCCCAGAGCCUGCGGGUCUCUCAAGGACAAACUUGGAGCCUAUUUUCUCUCCAAAAUGGACAGCACCAGCAGGAAAACACAAGAGGCGGCCUGUCAGGGCUACAGUCACCUGCCCUGUCUGGGGGGACUGAUGGACAGAGCGGUGGGUGCUAGCAGAGCUGAGGGCUGGACCAAUCAGAUCCACUGUCUGCUGGCUUCAGCCAACAGCCUUCUGGCUCAGAUCUACCAAGGGUCCGAGACAGAUGAAGCUGUUCGUUAUCAGGGUCCUGGUGUGGAGCUGGCCUUUCCUCACAUCGACCAAACCGAACCGCUGCUGCUCCUCCAACACAGAUACGCCGCUGUCUGCAUGACCAUUAAACAUACACUCAGAACGGAUCCUGCCUCGGCUGUUUCGGUGCCGGUCAGACCCAUACUCAACCUGGUGUGUCGAGCGCUCGCCGUCAACUCCAAGAACAUGAUUUUAACAGCUGAUGGAAGUUUGAGGUUUUUGGUUCUGCCCAGUGUUCACAUCAACGCUCUAGAGGUGCUGUCAGAGCUCAUCACAGUAGUUCGCAGUGGGAUGGUGCAAUAUGCUGCUGUCAUCCAGAGGCUGUUUUCUCAGACCCUGUCUGCGUGGACACCUCCACCUGAGACCAGUGUUGGACAGCAGAGGGCGUACAGCUCUGUCAGAGUGUCGGUGUUCAGGAGCUUAGAGCUGUGGGUCAGGGUAGCCGGAGCUUCUGCUAGCAUCCUCCACGGAACCUCCAGCCACGUGGACCUGCUGCUCAACCACCUGCUGGGGGACAUCACACCAGGAGCAGAAUCCGUCAAGCUGCGGGCGGGUCUGUCGGCUGAUGUGGUGCCCGUGGGCAAACCGGGCCCUCGGAGGACCAAGCAGUUGGUUGUAGCAGAUGCUGUAGGCCCUUCACUCCAGAGGAAAGGGGACCUGCUGUCCAAUCAGGACACGUGUCUGGCCGCCCUCAAGGCCCUGAGACAAGUCCUGCAGUCCACUGGGAUGCUGCUAAAGGAUGACAUACACAAGAGACUCCAUGAAGUGGUGCUGCCCCUGUGUGUGCGUCUGCAGCAGCAGCAGUCCAGCAGCAUCUCCGCAUGGGAGCCUGCAGGGGGCGUCAGCGGGCAGUACAGCAGUGCCCUGACUCGGAGAGAGCUAUACAGGGUGUUGCUGGCUCUGGUCCUGGUCCCGUCGCCGUCUUGGCCACCACCUCUGACCUGUGCUGUGUCCAUCCUCAGCAACGGACGCAUAGACCGACACCUGAAGGUGUCUUCGUUCUGCGCUGAAGCUCUGACCAUCUGUAACUCAAUCCUCCACCCCCGCAGGCCCUCCCUCGCCCUGCCCUUACCUCCACUCACCCUGAAGCCCACCGCCACCCCCUCUGUCCUCUCCUGCCAGGGUCCUGGUCCUAGACUCACCCUACCAACACUACUGGGGGGCCCUUCGUCUGCCCCUCCUUUCCCCGCCCGUCACGCUCUCAACCUGGGCCCCUCCUCUCUGUUGGGCUCCUUGGAUAACCACUUCUCCUUGGUCCCGGGCCUGCCAGGACAGGCCCCAGGCCCAGGAGACCUGAUGGCGUCCUCACAGACGCACCACCAGCCAGACCCCUCGGGGCUGGGUCCACCGGAGGGGCAGAGGCCGGUGUUUGUCCGUUACGACAAAGAGGAAACGGAAGAUGUAGAAAUAUCUCUAGCGAGCGACUCUGAUGACAGCGUGGUGAUCGUCCCUCCUGGGCUGCUCAACGUGGAGAAACAACAGAACGACCUGGCCGCAAACUCCCAGAGCCUGCUGUCCUCGGCGCCAGGCGGAGCGGAGUUGGUCACCAUGGUUCCCACCUCAUCAACGCCCACCACUCUAGAUGUGACCUCUCUGCCAAACGACCUGGCCACCUCCUCCGCCCUCCUCACCUCUUCUGUCACACCCAUAAACUCCUUCCCUCCCUCCAGCACCUCAGUGGUCUCCCUGGUCCCAUCUGUGAACUCUAGCUCCGCCUCAGCCCCCCCUGGUGGUCUGGGGGACCCCCUUGCUGGGAAACCUCAGCUGCAGCAGAUGCUGAUGCAGCCUUCGACCACGGGCCAGCCCAGCUCCAUGGCUCUGCCCCUGCAGAUGCACCAGCUGACCCAACAGGGACGACACCUCCACCCGCAUCCGCCCACACCGGCUGCCAACGAGGAGUCGGCUGUCAUCAAUAUCAACAGCACGGAUGACGAAGAGGACGAUGAGGAGGACAUGGAGGACGACGAAGAGCUGGAGGACGAGGAGGACGGGAUCGACGAGGAGGAUGACGAGGAAGAGGGGAGUGAUGAGUUUUACGAGGGGGAAGAUUACGACGACUUUGAUGAAGAAGAGGGUGAAGAGCUUGGGGAGGAGGAGGAAGAGGAGGAGGAUGGAGACAUGCCGCCACUGGAGGGAUCGGAGGACAGGUCGGAGGAGGUCGGGAUGGAGGAUGACAAAGUUCUCCUACCCAUGGAGGAGGGAGAGGUGGGCGAGUUUUGUGUGGAGGGCGACGGAGAAGGAGGGAUAGAAGAGCUGCAGACAGGCAGAGCGCUGUUUGGGGAGGACAGGAUGAAGGUGCAGGAGGUGGAGAGCAUCGGCGUUUUAGAAGAAUCCAGGGAGGAGGGGGAAGGAGAGGAAGAUGAGAGCGAACAGAUGGAUGAUCCCACCAUGCCACAGAUCUUAUGUGUGACGGGCGGAGCUCUGGAGGAGAGGCUGGAGAGCGGUGAGGAGGGCGUCGUUGCUGGAGAUGGCCUUCAGGAGGAGAUGGGUCUGUGGGACCAAGGAGCCAAGGAGACGGAGCUGAUCAUCGCUGCAGAGGAGCAGGAAGCCAGUCAGAGUCAGCUGGACAUGGUGGCUGAAAAUGAGCUACAAGCAGCCGAGGGAGAAAAACCACCGAGUCAGGAGGAGGAGGAGGCAGCAGCAGGUGGAGGAGAGCCAGCAGGAGCAGACGAGCAGCCCUUCGUUGCUGAGGACAUCAAGGAGCAGCAGCAGACCGACUUGGACCAAGGAGACUUGAAGGAACCAGAAACGUCACAGACAGAAGGAGAAUUGGGAGGAGAUGGAUGUGGAGGGGAGAGAGGUAGAGAGGAGGAGAAGGGGAUGAAGAGGAAGAGAGAGAACGAGAACACGGAAGAAGAAGAAUCCACGCAGAGCCCUGAGAAGAAAAAGCUGGACGAGGAAGCUGUGGCCUCCAUGUUGGCAGAUUUUGUUGCGUGUCCUCCUGAUGAUGAAGAUGUCGCCACGGGAUCUAAUGGCUGAAGAAACCCUCUCCUCCCCAGGAGGCAGUUCUUCUAGAAAACCAACUCUGGUCUCAUUUCCAGUUUUACUUUAUUAAAAGACUUUUGUCGUGCUGAA
Nothobranchius furzeri (turquoise killifish) is the source of this 3945-nucleotide messenger RNA. RefSeq names its product proline, glutamate and leucine rich protein 1 (gene pelp1). Lineage: Eukaryota; Metazoa; Chordata; Actinopteri; Cyprinodontiformes; Nothobranchiidae. Gene Ontology annotation, biological process: rRNA processing. The record is from RefSeq and is a predicted model, not a curated record. Gene Ontology annotation, cellular component: nucleus.